UAUGGAUAAGCAUACACCCAACUUCUCUGUGAUUGAAUUAAACGACGAGGAGCACAAUAUUCUGCAAAGCGAACAAAGAGUUUCCUCCUUCGUAGCGACAACAACCCAUCAGCCAGCUCUCACUACUCGUCGACGUGAUGGCCAGAUGAUUCCGUUGAGUGAGCGCUUCAGUUCACUUCUGCCACUCGUGCGUACGGCAGCACUUCUUCUACGUUGGCUUCCAACACGGCGGCAUUUGCGUACAUUGGUAGUCAGCCCAACAGAAAUCGACAACGCUCUUAAUAUACUGAUUCGAAAUGAGCAACACGAGAACUUUGCAGUUGAUUUGGCCCAAAUCCGAAAAGGAACUGGCGUAUCUAGUUCCAGCAAGCUAAAGUCAUUGAAUCCAUACAUGGAUGACACAGGCGUUCUGCGCGUCGGAGGCCGCAUCAGUAAGGCUGAUCUGCCAGAAGAUAGGCGGUUCCCCAUAAUCUUACCUAAACACGGUAGACUAGUCGAGCUGAUAAUCAGACAUGCACAUGAAACAACGCUUCAUGGUGGACCGCAACUGGUACUCCAAACUCUACGCUCGCGUUAUUGGAUAUUGAAUGGUAGACAAGCCGUUCGAAGUUACGGACAGAAGUGUGUUAUCUGCCGCCGACACCGUGGCGUGACUCUUUCGCAGCAAAUGGCAU
Messenger RNA from Rhagoletis pomonella (apple maggot), 674 nucleotides. RefSeq lists its product as uncharacterized. The record is from RefSeq and is a predicted model, not a curated record. Lineage: Eukaryota; Metazoa; Arthropoda; Insecta; Diptera; Tephritidae.